AUGAUUCUCACCUUAAAGGCUAUGGGGCUUCAAAGAUGUGUUUUCCUAGGGCCACCGAAGCUGCAAAACUACUUGAAAGCGAUUCGACUCUUUCCUGGGCCCCUAAAAAGGAUGGAUUUGGCUGUGCAGUUGCACACAGAACCUGAGUAUAAGGAUGAGACGAUGACAGUCUACCAGGUACCUCUUACAGAUGAUGAACAGAAGUGUGCAAGCAGGCAUCCCGAUCUGGUGAUGGCUUUCCUUUGUAAAAUUCACCCAAAGAAGGGAAAGUUCCUCGCAGCUAAAGCCCAGGAGAUGGGCCUGCCAGUGGGAACUCCAGCCAUUCUUCCCAUAAUUACAGCUCUCAAAAAUGGAGAAAGCAUCACCUUUGAGGGCAGAGAGCUCUUUCCUGAAGAACUGUGCACCCCUACUGACCCUGGCCCGGUGUUCAUUGUGCUGGAGUGUCCUCACGAGGGCUUUGUGGAUGCUGUCUGUGGAAACGAGACCUUCCGAAGGUAUCAGGAAGGACACUCUGAGAACCAGGUGGCCUUGGUUAUUCACAUGACUCCAGAGUCAGUGCUUCGAGACAGCCGCUACCAGCAGUGGCUGGAAAGAUUUGGACCUGGAACUCAGCACUUGGUGCUCAAUGAGAACUCCUCCACAGUGCACAACCCACGCAGCUACAAGAUCCAAACCCAGCUGAACCUCAUCCACCCCGAGAUCUUCCCUCUGCUUACCACCUACCAGAGCAAGGAAGAAGAGGCUGUGUGUAGCGUGCCUGUUGUGCGAGGAGAGUGCCUCCUGAAAUACCACUUCAGACCCCAACAGGAGUGGCAGAGAGAUGCUGUGACUGUCUGUGACCAUGACGCGUUUGUCAGUGAAGCCUUGGAUCUCCCUGACUUCCAGACUCGUGUGAAGGAAUGCAAAGAGAGCCUGCCUGUUGACAAAUCCUUUUCUCCAGGAAAUGUGGAUGCUUAUCCUGAAAUUGUGUUCUUGGGAACAGGAUCUGCAAUUCCAAUGAAAAUCCGGAAUGUCAGUUCCACGCUGGUAAAUACCAGCUCCACCCGAUCCCUGCUCUUAGACUGUGGAGAAGGAACGUUUGGACAGCUCUGUCGCCAUUAUGGAGAGCAAGUUGACCAAGUGCUGUGCAACAUAGUUGCUGUGUUUGUGUCUCACAUGCACACGGAUCAUCACUCGGGCUUGUUGAACAUCCUGAUGGAGAGGCGGAGAGCUUUUGCAGCCCUUGGUCAGGCUUUCAGGCCUCUGUUUCUGGUAGCACCUGAACAGAUCAUGCCUUGGCUAUAUGAGUACCACAACCACUGUGAAGAGAUUCUUGGAGACAUCAAAAUGAUUACUUCCCAGUCUCUUGUGAAAGGCUGUGAGAACAUCAAACCUAAAGCCAAAUGGUUUGUCAGUUCUCUGUUGGAGAACUACGACUUGGCUGAGUUUCAGACAUGUGAAGUCCAGCACUGUAAAAAUGCUUUUGCAUGUUCAAUGGUCCACAAAUCUGGCUGGAAAGUAGUCUAUUCUGGUGACACAAUGCCCUGCAUGGCCUUAGUACGAAUGGGGAAGAAUGCUACCCUGCUGAUCCAUGAAGCAACGCUGGAAGAUGGCAUGGAAAAAGAAGCGAUAGAGAAGACACACAGCACAACCUCCCAGGCGAUUCAGACUGGGAUGAAGAUGAAUGCAGAGUUCAUCAUGCUCAAUCACUUCAGUCAGAGAUACGCCAAGAUCCCGCUGUUCAGUGAAGACUGCAGCGAGAAGGUUGGAAUUGCGUUUGAUCAUAUGAGGGUACGUUUUGGUGACUUUCAGACCAUCCCGAAGCUGAUCCCACCUCUGAAGGCUUUGUUUGCAGAUGACAUAGUAGAAAUGGAGGAGCGGAAGGAGAGACGGGAGAUGCGCCUUCUGAAGGAGACUGCUCUCGUCUUGGACAAACUGCACGGUGGUGAGAACAAGGAAGCACCGUGCCAGAAACGGAAACAAGCCAAGAACCAUCAGGAACUACCCAACAAGAAGCUUAAAACCGUAAACUGAAAGAAACUUCAA
Antrostomus carolinensis (chuck-will's-widow) is the source of this 2025-nucleotide messenger RNA. RefSeq names its product elaC ribonuclease Z 2 (gene ELAC2). Bases 1 to 2013 code for a protein of 670 amino acids. Lineage: Eukaryota; Metazoa; Chordata; Aves; Caprimulgiformes; Caprimulgidae. Gene Ontology annotation, molecular function: 3'-tRNA processing endoribonuclease activity. The transcript has 20 exons. The record is from RefSeq and is a predicted model, not a curated record. Gene Ontology annotation, biological process: mitochondrial tRNA 3'-end processing. Gene Ontology annotation, cellular component: mitochondrion.